AUGAAGGCGUACCCGGUUGGUAACCUCGACUUGCCAGUCACAUUCGGCAACAAAGCCAACUACCGCACCGAGACUCUCACAUUCGAGGUUGUAGACUGGAAGGGGGUAUACCACGCCAUUCUUGCACGCCCCGCCUACGCCAAAUUCAAGGUGGUGCCCAACUACACCUACCUCAAGCUCAAGCUGCCGGGCCCAAACAGGGUCGUCACGGUGAGUGGCUCCUUCGAGCAGGCCUACGUUAGCAGCCGCGAGUACUUCAACCUCGCCACCACUGCGGCGAACUUAGCGGAGCUCGGCCAGCUUCGCGCCACUACUCCCGAAUGCCGUCCUGACCCUGGCAAGCCCAGCCAGGCGCCGACCUUCGUCUCCACCGACGAGACCAAGUCGGUCGUGGUCGACGAGGCCAAUCCUACCAAGACGGUGCGGGUCGGCUCCCAGCUGUCGGCCAAAUAG
Messenger RNA from Panicum virgatum (switchgrass), 453 nucleotides. RefSeq lists its product as uncharacterized. The transcript has a single exon. Lineage: Eukaryota; Viridiplantae; Streptophyta; Magnoliopsida; Poales; Poaceae. The coding region runs from base 1 to 453 and encodes 150 amino acids. The record is from RefSeq and is a predicted model, not a curated record.